Notolabrus celidotus (New Zealand spotty) is the source of this 980-nucleotide messenger RNA. It is a transcript of the gene ccl25a, whose product is annotated as chemokine (C-C motif) ligand 25a. Gene Ontology annotation, molecular function: chemokine activity; CCR chemokine receptor binding. Lineage: Eukaryota; Metazoa; Chordata; Actinopteri; Labriformes; Labridae. Gene Ontology annotation, cellular component: extracellular region. Gene Ontology annotation, biological process: inflammatory response; neutrophil chemotaxis; cellular response to tumor necrosis factor. The transcript has 5 exons. Bases 181 to 510 code for a protein of 109 amino acids. The record is from RefSeq and is a predicted model, not a curated record.
UGCAAAGGUGAGGAGCGUUUAUGGAAAUAUGAUCCCUGGCAAAGUGCUUUAUAAGAGAGCUUCACCUCACCUGCACAGACACAGGAAGAGAGAGAGAGAGAGAGAGAGAGAGAGAGAGAGAAAGAGAGAGCGUGCUGUAAAAUACAUGUGGAGCAUUUCAACUGAAAUCAACCCUGCACCAUGCAGUUCAACACACUCUUCUUCCUGCUGAUUGGGUCGUAUCUCUGUCUCGCACUGGCACAAGUGAGCUAUGACGACUGCUGUUUGCGGUAUGUGAAAACUCUGAGCAGCAGAACUCAGAGACAUGCAGUGAAGUACAGAUGGCAGGUUCCGGAUGGUGGCUGCAACCUGCCUGCUAUAAUCUUCACCAUGAAGAAGGGACGUGAGUUUUGCACAGACCCCAGAGAGAGAUGGGUGGGAGAUCUGAUGAAGAUUGUUAAUGAAAAAGAAAUCAAAAAGUCCAACAAGAGACCCACUAGAAGGCGCCCUUCACAUCGGCUCAGAGGCUGAGGGUGACUGUCUGCUGCGAUGGGUGCGUCUCACAUUCCCCCCUCUCUUUGAUAAAUCUUAUCAUCAAGCUGUUUUAUGGUGUCGUAUUGGAACGCCGGUCAAGGAAUUCUAGCAUUACUUUUGCUUUCACUCUGUCUGAGAUAGAGGUUAAAGCUCUGUCAGGGUUGGACUGCUGAUGCCAGCUGACCGCACACAACCAUAUAACGAAUGACUUCAAUUUCAUGGCUGCUUCACUGAAACUAUUUGAGACCAUUUUCAUGCCAUGCAAGGCAUCAGAUAUUCAAUAAGCUGCUUAAUUAAUGGUGAUGGAGUGUAUCAUAUAUCUGUAUAUAAUUAUUGUUUGAUGGAACAUUUACUGUACUUCUCUCAUGUAUCUGUAAGUAAAAUACCUGUUAACUAACAAAUGAUCAAAUGUAAACUUCUUUCUGAAUUCUGUCAUAAAAAUGGGAAAAAUUCUGUCUUCAUUUAUU